UUUUUCCCAUAAAACCUCAGGUUACUGGUUUCUCCACUGUAGCAUUCAGUUGGAGUGUGUCUCGUGUGUGAGAGGAGAUUUCGUAUUCACAGUGUGUGUUUGAGAGAGAGAGUAGAUUUCUCUGAUUUUGUCAGUCGACAUGGAUCGUCUGGACAGAAGGCUGGCAGUGACUCUUUUGCUCUUCUCAUUCAUCUCGUUCUCCACUCAGAAAGCCUCAAUCUCCUGGUGUGUGGUGUCGGAGGCAGAGGAGCAGAAGUGUCUGGAUCUGGCUGGGAGUGCUACAGCCCGGAAUAUCAGAGGAACGCUGCUGUGCGUCCGUGGCCAGAGUCCCACAGACUGUAUGGAGAAGAUCAAGAAUGGUACAGCGGAUGCAGCAGCCAUGUUUGCUGAUGACAUCUACACAGCCGGCUGGUGCUUUGGACUAGAACUGGCUGCUGGAGAGUCUUACAACGGACUGGAUGGUAUCAGCUACUAUGUUGUAGCUCUGGCUCGUCGCUCCUCCAGUGACCUGUCCCUGUUGGAGAUGCAUGAACGCAGCUCCUGUCACCCAGGGAUCCGUACCACGGUGGGCUGGACUGUUCCUAUUGGCUUCCUGGUCAACACCUCACAGAUCAGUGUCGAUGAACAAUGCAACUUUCCUAAAGCGGUGGGGGACUUCUUUGGCUACAGCUGUGUACCAGGAGUAAAGGACAGAGAACACGACCCCAGAGGAAGCAACCCUAAGAACCUGUGUGAAGCCUGCAUAGGAGACGACAACGAGAGACAUAUAUGUGUUAACAAUCACCGAGAGAGACACUAUGGAGAGGCUGGGGCACUGAGGUGUGUGGCUGAGAAUUUGGGCGAUGUGGCAUUUGUCAAACACACCACCAUUUUUGACAACAUGGAUGGCAACAAUAUGGAAUCAUGGGCCAUGGACCUGGAACUGGAGGACCUGAAGCUGCUGUGCCCGGAUGGCAGUGAGGCUGGGCCGUUUGACCAUGAGACGUGUCACCUGGCUGUGGUACCAGCUAACGCUGUGGUGGUACGCCUAGAGGACAAGUGUAGAGUCUGGAAAUACCUGGAACGCUUACAGAAUGCGUUUGGGAACACCACCAUGUUCAGCUCAGUGGGCUACACUCAAUCAGAUCUCCUGUUUUCUGACUCCACCCACCACCUGCUCAGGGUUGUGGGUAGUUACACUUCCUGGUUGGGUCCCUCAUACACCACGGUCCUGCAGGCCUUCGAGUGUGAAAGUUUGUGCUGAUCCUUCUAGAAAGAAAUCAACCAGCAUCCUCUCCACCUCUCCCCUCACUAUCUCUCCACCUCUUUCUUUCCCUCCCUCCAUAUCGUAUCCUCCCUCCCUCCAUACCCACCUCCCUUCCUUCCUCCAUCCUCCCCUCCCUCCCUAUACCCUCCCUCCCUCCCUCUGUGUGAUGAUAUGGUAGAUAUUCGGAGUGUUUCUUUGCUCCCACACAGUUCCAGUAGUCACUUAUCCUCCUAUAAAAAAUAUCAAUGUCAUUAACUCACUGAAUCACAAUCUCUCUCUGUGUGUGUGUGUGUGUGUGUGUGUGUGUGUGUGUGUGUGUGUGUGUGUGUGUGUGUGUGUGUGUGUGUGUGUGCGUGCGUGCGUGCGUGCGUGCGUGCGUGCGUGCGUGCGUGCGUGCGUGCGUGCGUGCGUGCGUGCGUGCGUGCGUGCGUGCGUGCGUGCGUGCGUGCGUGCGUGCGUGCACCCAUGGUUCACUGCGUUCCCACGGUUGGUAUAGCAGACCACCAUGCUAGUCACUCUACACCUGACAGAGAGGGGAUUACAGCUAUAAAUCGCCACCAGACACUGAUCUAAGGUCAGGUUAAUGUUUUGAUGGUUAAUGUUCCAUUUUGGGAAGGUAAGCUGAUCCUAGAUCUGUGCUAAAAUAGGAACUUCUACCCAGAGCAGUAAUCCAUGACACUCUAUACACAGCAAUUCAAAACAAAUGCUGACUCACACUGCAUUAAACCAUGUAUUCAGAGCGUUUUGAUUGACCUUGAAGGUGCUGAAAUAUUGGUGAUAAUACGUGUGAUAAGAUGUUUGAAGCCACUGAAAUUAUGUUUGUACUGUAAAUCACUGCCACCAUUGAAUGAACAGGAAUUACCAUUUUUUUCUAUCAUUUCUUCUGGAGAAUGUUCUCUCUAUCAAAACAAUUCCUUAUGACCUCUAUAUUUUGUUAAUGUUGUACCCGUAGAGUAACUCACUCUACGGAGGUAUAUUGGUGCUGUGACACUACAGUAUUUUCUGUCUGUCUUCAGGAUUUAAAUUGUUCUAAAGAGACCUGUGUGUAAAUACUCUUCACCUGCUUGUAUUUGUAGUUCUGCAACCUCUUUAAAUAUAUUAAAGAAAUGAUGACAAAAUGUU
This is a messenger RNA of Oncorhynchus nerka (sockeye salmon), 2368 nucleotides long. RefSeq names its product otolith matrix protein 1. The coding region runs from base 140 to 1243 and encodes 367 amino acids. The record is from RefSeq and is a predicted model, not a curated record. Gene Ontology annotation, biological process: iron ion transport. Gene Ontology annotation, cellular component: recycling endosome; plasma membrane; early endosome. The transcript has 10 exons. NCBI's taxonomy places the organism in Eukaryota, Metazoa, Chordata, Actinopteri, Salmoniformes, Salmonidae.